Sycon ciliatum is the source of this 2332-nucleotide messenger RNA. RefSeq lists its product as uncharacterized. The coding region runs from base 115 to 2103 and encodes 662 amino acids. The record is from RefSeq and is a predicted model, not a curated record. NCBI's taxonomy places the organism in Eukaryota, Metazoa, Porifera, Calcarea, Leucosolenida, Sycettidae. The transcript is spliced from 12 exons.
CUCCUGGCCUGCACCAGUACUAAUAAUAAUGCUUGUCAUUUCUUUUACUCUGCUUCAUGGCAGGGCCUAGGCCUAGGGCUUGAGCUGGAGAGCAAGGCCAGUACACCUCUGCAUAUGGGGAUGGAAUUAGUCUUUGGUUUUUACCUGUUCGUGUGUGUUCCUUGUUCCUGUGCAAUAAUGGGGCGGUGCUACAGGUUCCUUUGGCCGUGUUUCCUAGCGCACGCAUGGUUCAACUCCUGCCAUCAUCAGUGGCAUGCUGCUGCAUCGGAAGUUUUCGACGCUUCCAACAGCUCCAACGGCUCCAUGUCAGACGAUGGACUCGACCUGGAGGAGAUCCCAUGUCGUCUGAAGUGGCCGCGUGACCAGCUCUCCUAUCCAUGUGAAUUUGAAUUCUGUAAUAAUGCCCAAGUGGACCAUGCAGAGCAGAACCGGCUUGAUUGUCAUACGAGGAAGCGGUCGAUAUUCUCCAUUGACAAGAGCAAUUGCCCUGGAGCACGGCCGCCUGGCCGUCCUACCAUCUACAUGCCAUCAGACUCGGUGCUGGGAAUGGUGCGCAAGGACACCUACUAUACAAAGCCCAUUUGGAAUGCGCCUGCGUUCAAAAUCCACGUGGCUUGGCGUGAUCCAGAAGAUUCAAAGAAUCUGAUGGGGUACAGGGUGCAGCUGAUACGCGGUGGACUCUACGGUCCUGCGGAUACGUUUGACCUCGCAAAGGAACUAACAGAGACUAGUACAGGUCUGAAUCAGGUAGUUCUUGGACUGGAUACGUCCGGUACAUUGAGUCCGGGCAAUGCUUUGACGCUUCUUCCUAGCCAUUUCCUGUCUGAAGAUUUCUUCGCGCACUCUGUGGACACGCUCUAUGGAAUCCUGAUCACGUCACUUCCUGUUCCCACCGAAGACUCAAGCAUGUCGCGAGCGCAUGUGGAUUUCGUUCGCGUCAACAUUCCUUCCUGCUCGCCAGAGAAGUGCUUUGGAUUGCCAGAGCAAUACCUUCGACCCUUGGUGCCAACCUGCUCGGAACGCAAGCAUCGUAAAUAUGGAGCUCCAAGAAAGUUCUGCACUUGUGCUCAUAAGCACGAGAAGACAGUGGAGGUGCAAGAGACUGACAACGCUACUUUGAGGGAUUCAAUGAGCGUCACAUCGGUGGAUGUCACAACCCGACAACACGUGGUCACAUCAAGCCUGAACAUGUCCAGUAAUUCCUCCAGUAGGGGAAAGACUAAUCCGCCAGCCUUGCUGCCAGAAUCAGAAUCUAUCUUAAUACCUGCAGUGUCAGCAAUAGCAGGUUCCGCUCUCAUGAUGACUAUUGUCUGUUUAGCAAUGCUCUAUUGGUGGCAACGACAUGAUAAAGUUCGGAAGUGGAAUACAAAAGCUGCUCCCCCUCACCAUCACCAUCAUCGCCACCAUUACGCUACCGUGAACCAAAUCAGUACCAGCUGCAUGAUCGAGAGUGGUUUACUGACCAGGCUACCAUCCACUAGUACUGACAUGUCCGAUGAUACAAACAGGAGCUUGCCGGAUGCCUGCACAACGGAGGGGGGCAGCUUGAACUCGGCAGAGCGCGGGACUACAUCGCCGAGUCCCGCCGUCUACAUCAGCUACUCCCGGUUCACGGAAAGCAUCAAGCUCGACGCCAUACGUCUCUCCAGCGAGCUGUGUAGUCGAGGAUUUCAUGCCAUUCUGGACGUGUACCAUCAAAACGACAUUGCCGACGAUCGAGAAGGCUGGAUUUCAGAACAGAUGACACGGUCACAGUUUGUCAUUGUUCUUUUGGAUGAGUACUACCCGCUGAAUUUCAGCUCGGCCACGCUACGAAACAUGCUAGAAUCAGAGCAGGGUGGUCAUUACAACGAUGCUGUGAUCGAGAGUCGAGUCCUACAGGCCGGAGAUUUCGGAGGGUCGGCUGCAUUUAGUGUGUUACCAGUGUGUAUAGGCGGUGCAUUGUCUGGCCGCAGAUCCGUGUUGCCCGUUGCACUACGUACUAAGACCUUGUACAGGCUACCGCAGGGUUUCACGACCGGCAUGUGCCAGCAACUGCAGCAGCUACUUAACCGUCUUCUGGCCACCAGCUGCGAACAAACGUUUCAAUCAGAAGACCUCUAAACCUUGAUCCAGCGCCCUCAACUUGAUAACAACUUGAUCUUGAAUACUUAGUUUGUGUGACGAAUAUGUGAUCAUUGAUUUCGUUGAUUUCACCUCACUCCUUGAUAUCAUUACAAAGUUGUAAACAAUCCGAAUUAGAGCGAUCAUUUCCUUUUCUUAAAACCUCUUUUAAAAAAUGUCACUUCAAAUUUAUUGAGAAAUAAAUCCACUGCCAGUGCAGGCACAACAA